AUGGCGUUCGCCGCUUUAGCGGUUUUGACUCUGAUGGUGGCACUGGAUGGUACAUCAAUAUCAGUAGCCUUGCCUAUCAUUGCCCACAAACUAAACGGAACCGCCAUUGAAGCUUUUUGGGCAGGAACUUCAUUUCUGCUUGCAUCGACUGUCUUUCAGCCAAACUUUGCCAGCUUCAGCCACAUCUUCGGACGAAUGCCAGUCAUCAUGAUCAGCAUAGUCCUGUUCUUUGCAGGUGUGAUGAUGGCCGCAUUAGCCAAUGACUUCGGCCUCUUGCUGGCCGGCAGGGCUAUUCAGGGAAUCGGUGGUGGUGGUAUUAUCUCCAUGACCGAGAUCGUAAUUACUGAUCUAGUACCACUCCGUUAUCGAGGUCAAUGGGCCGGAAUCAUUGGAGGCAUGUGGUCCAUAGGUAGUGUUUCAGGACCUAUUAUCGGAGGCGCUUUUGCAACCGUUCAGUGGCGAUGGAUCUUCUGGAUCAAUUUACCAUUUAUAGGAAUCGGCGGCAUCAUGGUUCCUCUCUUUCUGAGACUCAACGUCAUUCCACAAAGCAUUGCUGCCAAAUUGAGAAGAGUCGAUUGGAUUGGCACCAUCUUGUUUGUGGGAAGCAUGACAAGCUUCCUCAUUCCACUUACCUGGGGAGGUGUCAUGUACCCCUGGUCCCAUUGGAGAACCCUCGUUCCUCUUAUCAUCGGCGCUGCUGGUCUCCUCGGCUUCUGCUUCUAUGAGAAGUACUUUGCCCCAGAGCCUCUCCUUCGACUGUCAGUGUUUGCAAACCGUACUGCCAACAUUGCCUACCUAACCACAACCAUUCACGGCCUUAUUCUCUGGUGUCUUUUGUAUUAUCAGCCAUUGUACUUUGAGGCUGUGAAGGAGUACAAGCCAGUCAUCUCAGGUGUUGCCCUCUUCCCUGCAACGUUCACCGUGGCACCUUUGGCAGUCGUCACUGGGUUUACAAUUACCAAACUAGGACGAUAUAGGUGGGCAAUUUGGUCCGGCUGGGUAGUCUCGACGCUUGGUCUUGGUCUGCUGGUCCUACUCAAAGUAGACACAAAGGUCCCACAGUGGAUUUUCAUUGAUCUGGUUUCGGGUGUCGGUCUGGGUAUCCUGUUCCCGUCCCUUCAAUUCCAGCUGCAAGCCGCCAGUACGAAUAAAGAUAUGGCCUUUGCCGUCGCCAUGUUUGUGUUUUUCCGAUCCUUCGGUCAAGCGCUGGGGGUCGCGAUUGGCGGGGUGGUUUUCCAAAACGAGAUGGCCAACAACCUUCGAGCAUAUCCUCGCUUUGUGGAGCAAUCUAGCGAGCUCGCAAAGGAUGCAGCUGCCUUGGUUGAGAUCAUCAAGCACACUGCCGUCGCCGACGGAAAGCUUGAUCUUCAGACCGCAUACACUGAUAGUUUGAGAACCGUCUACAUUUUCCUCACAGUCUUGGCUGGAGUCUGUCUUAUUGCAAGUCUCUGGAUCAAAGGGUACGACUUGAAUGUCGGUUUGGAGACCGAACAAGGUUUGAUUGUUAAGCAGAAGAAGAUAGACAUUCGAGCGGAGGAAGGCCAGGGUGCUGUUGGAAAGUCCGAGGCCCCUAAUGCAUGA
Molecule: messenger RNA, 1581 nt
Organism: Exophiala aquamarina CBS 119918
Lineage: Eukaryota; Fungi; Ascomycota; Eurotiomycetes; Chaetothyriales; Herpotrichiellaceae
Exons: 2
Coding region: 1-1581 (526 amino acids)
Biological process (GO): transmembrane transport
Molecular function (GO): transmembrane transporter activity
Source: RefSeq, a predicted model, not a curated record